UUUGAGGUCCGAAAAGGACCCCAAAAACAUCUACCGGAAGAUUUGGGUUUACACUGUUUAACACAACCACGAAGUCAAAAUUGGCUGUUGUAAAAAUUGAUAAAAUCAAAAAAAUUAAGAUUAGGGUUACGCAUAAGUUUAGCACUGUGGUUAAUCACUUUUGAAUCUUUAUUGUUUUACUUUGGGACUGUGGUAACUAGUGACGACCGAUUAUUUACUGUACAAAUUUAAACGUUAACGGAUUUCCAAUAAAAGAACUUGAGUGUGGAAGAUGAACAGCAUGUCCCCUGAGGUUGCACUGAACCGCAUCUCUCCUGAGCUGCGCCCCUUGUUGUGCAGUGUGGUGCGGAAUGGUCGAGUGGGCCUUGACUCCACCAACUGCCUGCGUGUCACAGACCUCAAGACUGGAUGCACGUCUCUGACUCCAGGGCCCUGUUGUGAUCGAUUCAAACUGCACAUCCCCUACGCUGGAGAAACCUUGAAAUGGGAUAUCAUCUUCAACGCACGGGAUCCAGAACUACCUCCAGAUUUCAUAUUUGGAGAGGAUGCAGAAUUCCUGCCAGAACCCUCUGAACUCCCACACCUGGUCCAGUGGGAUGCGGGGGACCCGGAGUGCCUGCUUCAGCUGGUGAAGGAGCUUAUCCAGCAGUACCACCAGUACCAGUGCCAGCGUCUGCGCGAGAGCUCCCGGCUGCUCUUCGAGUACGACAGCCUGCUCGAGGACCCCAACUACAGCCGCAGCAUGGAGAUCUACGCCGGGCACAAGAACAGCUGGACGGGGGAGUUCUCCGCUCGCUUCCUGCUCAAGCUCCCUGUGGACUUCAGCAACAUCCCUGUCUAUCUCCUCAAGGACACAACGUUGGACCCUGGGGAAGAUGUGGCUCUUCUCUCCGUCAGCUUUGAAGACGCAGAGGCCACCCAAGUGUUCCCUAAACUCUACCUGUCCCCCAGCAUUGAACAGUGCAGUAUGUCAUUCAAGGCUACCACAAGAGGAGAGAGUACAUUGCUGCCUUUCUCAGUCACUUUGGAAUGUGAGUCUGCGGGGGGUGGUGGAGUACGAUGCAGAGGGAUUCACCAAGCUCACUCUUCUCCUCAUGUGGAAAGACUUCUGUUUCCUUGUCCAUGUGGACCUCCCUCUGUACUUCCCGCGGGACCAGCCCACUCUGACUUUCCAGUCUGUGUACCACUUCACCAACAGUGGGCAGCUGUACUCGCAGGUGCAGAAGUCCUACCCUUACAGCCCCCGCUGGGACGGCAACGAGAUGGCCAAGCGAGCCAAAGCAUACUUCAAGAGCUUCAUCCCUCAGUUUCAGGAAGGGGCCUUUGCCACUGGGAAACUCUAGGACUGAAGUACAGCAGUGUGUUCGUGUGUGAGCAUGUGCGUGUGUGUUUGUGUGUGAAUGGACUGCAUGAUAGUGAUAAUGUGCUUACUGUACGGGUACUCUCUAACGCCACGUUGAGCAUUUCAUGCUUUUUCCUACACUGUCUGUUUUUCCAUUUUAUUAAGUUGUUUUUUCUCCUUUCUUAAAACUAGAGGGAAUGAAAGUACUGAAAAGCUGUUACUAAAAUGGUUUGGAGUAGUAGGUCAGAACCACUUGUUACAUCAACAGACAGAUGUGGGGCUUGCCCAGCCAAAGUGUUACAACUUCAAAGCAGACGUCACUUCUGAUCUUCAGAGUGUUUGUCAGAGAACUGGAAAAGGGCCCUUGAAGGGGAAUAACGGAACCCCUCUGACUUAUUGUUGGACUGUCUGUCAAAGUGUUCACCUUUAUCAGUCAGGGACAGUGAGGUAGAGCUAGAGCGAGAGCUACGUCACCAGCUGCUCAUUCACUGCAGCGCUAGAUAGAACUUUGAUGAAUAACGCGAAAAUAAUCAACUUUAGUUAACAGUGAUCAUACAAGAUUCGUGAAGGUUACUGCUCAAGCAGCAACACACGCACGAGGGGACUCCUCAUAAACACAAAACACUGGCAAUUUUCAAAAUAGCCUGCAUCAGACUUUAGCACAUAACCCAACAAAACACACCUUUAUCGUCAGAAGCGUCAUCAGACCUAGGUGGUAGCCUAUAUAAUUUCUCAUGUUCAAUGCUCUGUAAACCAAGCAGAAAAUGCUGUGCUCUAAAGAUGGAAUAGCCACGCAAAUACAUUCGAAGAUAAUAGUUGAUCUGAUCAGAAACACUGUUCUCACAACCUUUAUCUCCUAAAUGAUGUCGCUGGUGUAUUUUGUAAUAUAUUGCGCAGUAGGCUAUAAGUUUUUUUUAACCAGGCUCGAAUCCUUCCAGGCUGAAAACAUACAAGAAUACUUUUCCAUUUUAUAAAAUGAGCCUACAAUAUUACAUUCUCUUGCUUGCUCAAGGCAAAUCGCUUGCAUCAUUUAGUAAAUCAUUGUCAAUAAUCUACCGAUUUAGAAAAUGUAAAUGUGGGCUAAUAAUAAAUGUAAUAAUAGCAUAUUUGAUCUACCCCAAUGAAAAGUUUGAAAGUGAGCAUAAAUCACAUUUCGAUAGAUGCAUACAUCAGUACCUAGGCUAUCUAUUAUAUCUGCAACGGAAAUUAUUUUACAUGGAUAGGUUUGCUUUCAGCUGGCUGCUGUAGUGAAGUUACAAUUUAAUAAAACAUUUCUUCCAUAAAUGAGCCGUAUAGCCCAUAUGUGUCAUCCAAUGAAGUGGACGUUAUGUUGCACACUCACUAGUCUUUCCCUCUCAUUUUAGUAUAUAUAUUUGUAUAUAUAUUUUGCCGUAAUGAUCUGAUCACAUCAUGCAACAAUUGAUGUAGCCUACAGUCAGAGAUGGAAGAUGGGCAAUGUUAAUUGGCAGGUGGAAUGAUGUCCAAUGGGGUUGCAUGGUUAAAAGUGGGAGGCGGGAUCAGGUUGGCUCCUUUCAUCCUUGCUUGGCAGAGAUCUCAGAAAAGGUCAAAGGAUGAAUCUGCUACCCAAAUUGAUCACAGAAAAUGUUUAAGACAUUUCUCACAAUUGAUUGGGCUUCCCGAAUUUAGUAUAUUCGCUGUGACCAAAAGUUUAAUAUUUUUGUAGAUUUGUGUUAUUCCACAAAGUUCUAUCUAGCGCUGCAGUGAAUGGGGAGCUGCAUAACAUAGUUGUAGCGCUAUCUUGCUCUCCCUGAGUGAGAGAGGUGAGCACUCUGACAGACAAUUCAACAAUGGGUUAGAGGGGUUUAUUCCCCUUUAACUGUUUGACUGGAGCUCAAUGUGGGAAAGAUCAAGAUCAGCGGUUCAUCUUCAUUCAUAUCAAACAGUGGGGUGGGGCCAAACCUUGAUCUUACCAUUACCUGAUUCUACACUUGUCUUAAUCCUUGCCUUGAGAAGUCCUCCUUAGUGUUAUGUACAUUGGAGAAUACUGUAAAAACCUGUGAUCGUAUUUUGACUUACUACAUGACAGUUUUUACUGAAUUAUGUUUUUCUGUUAUAUUUUUGUUUCACCAACAUCUCAAUCAGUCAUUUUCCCAAUAAACCCUCAAAUCAUA
Messenger RNA from Oncorhynchus tshawytscha (Chinook salmon), 3474 nucleotides. RefSeq names its product BRISC and BRCA1 A complex member 2 (gene babam2). Gene Ontology annotation, cellular component: BRCA1-A complex; BRISC complex. NCBI's taxonomy places the organism in Eukaryota, Metazoa, Chordata, Actinopteri, Salmoniformes, Salmonidae. The transcript has 11 exons. Gene Ontology annotation, biological process: double-strand break repair. The record is from RefSeq and is a predicted model, not a curated record. Bases 272 to 1528 code for a protein of 418 amino acids.